Molecule: messenger RNA, 1564 nt
Organism: Chrysochloris asiatica (Cape golden mole)
Lineage: Eukaryota; Metazoa; Chordata; Mammalia; Afrosoricida; Chrysochloridae
Gene: CHRNA3
Product: cholinergic receptor, nicotinic, alpha 3 (neuronal)
Exons: 6
Coding region: 1-1536 (511 amino acids)
Biological process (GO): nervous system process; regulation of membrane potential; signal transduction
Cellular component (GO): synapse; postsynaptic membrane; neuron projection
Molecular function (GO): acetylcholine-gated monoatomic cation-selective channel activity; transmembrane signaling receptor activity
Source: RefSeq, a predicted model, not a curated record
AUGGGUGCUCGUCCGCGCGGAGUCCGCGCCCAGGGGCUCUCCACACUCCAGGCACCGCUGCUGCCGCCACUGCUACCGCUGCUUCUGCUGCUGCUACCGGUGGCCGGCGCCUCUGAGGCUGAGCACCGUCUGUUUGAACGGCUAUUUGAAGAUUACAAUGAGCUCAUCCGACCUGUGGCCAACGUGUCCGACGCUGUCAUCAUCCAGUUUGAAGUAUCCAUGUCUCAGCUGGUGAAGGUGGAUGAAGUCAACCAGAUCAUGGAGACCAACCUGUGGCUGAAGCAAAUCUGGAAUGACUACAAGCUGAAGUGGAAUCCCUCUGACUAUGACGGGGCCAAGUUCAUGCGUGUCCCUGCGCAGAAGAUCUGGAAGCCAGACAUCGUACUGUAUAACAACGCUGUUGGAGAUUUCCAGGUAGAUGACAAGACCAAAGCCUUACUCAAAUACACAGGAGAAGUGACUUGGAUUCCACCAGCCAUCUUUAAGAGCUCAUGCAAAAUUGAUGUGACCUACUUUCCAUUUGAUUACCAAAACUGCACCAUGAAGUUUGGUUCCUGGUCCUAUGACAAAGCAAAAAUCGACCUGGUCCUGAUCGGCUCCUCCAUGAACCUCAAGGACUACUGGGAGAGUGGCGAGUGGGCCAUCAUCAGGGCCCCAGGCUACAAACACUACAUCAAGUAUAAUUGCUGUGAGGAGAUCUACCCGGACAUCACGUACUCUCUGUACAUCCGACGCCUGCCCCUCUUCUACACCAUCAACCUCAUCAUCCCCUGCCUGCUCAUCUCCUUCCUCACUGUGCUUGUCUUCUACCUGCCCUCUGACUGUGGCGAGAAGGUGACACUCUGCAUCUCGGUGCUCCUCUCCUUGACUGUGUUUCUCCUGGUGAUCACGGAGACAAUCCCAUCCACCUCUCUGGUCAUUCCCCUGAUUGGCGAGUACCUCUUGUUCACCAUGAUUUUUGUAACCUUGUCCAUCGUCAUCACCGUCUUUGUACUCAACGUGCACUACAGAACCCCAACCACACACACGAUGCCCAUGUGGGUGAAGACUGUAUUCUUGAACUUACUUCCUAGGAUAAUGUUCAUGACCAGGCCAGCAGGCAACGAGGGAAACACUCAAAAACCAAAAUCCGUUUACAGUGCUGAGCUCUCAAAUAUGAAUUGCUUCAGUAAUGCCGAGUCCAAAGGCUGCAAGGAAGGUUAUCCCUGCCAGGAUGGCAGGUGUGGUGUCUGCCACCACCGCAAGAUAAAAAUCUCAAAUUUCAGCGCCAACCUCACGAGAAGCUCCAGUUCUGAGUCUGUCGAUGCCGUGUUCUCCGUCUCUGCUUUGUCACCAGAAAUCAAAGAAGCUAUCAAAAGUGUCAAAUAUAUUGCUGAAAAUAUGAAAGCACAAAAUGAAGCCAAAGAGAUUCAAGACGAUUGGAAGUACGUUGCCAUGGUGAUCGAUCGUAUUUUUCUGUGGGUUUUCAUCCUGGUGUGCAUUUUAGGGACAGCAGGAUUGUUCCUGCAACCUUUGAUGGCCAGGGACGAUGUGUAAGCACUAAACUCUGUGUGCUUACCUGAGA